AUGAGUGAAAAAAGUAAGGACGAUCUGAAGCGAAGUGCUCCGCAGGAGGAGGAUGAGUCCCCAACAGUAGAUGCUCCCGGUAAGGGACCUGAGGACGAGGAGGACACCUGGAUUGGACCCAUGCCUUCAGAGCAGAGCGCCCCUGUGCCAGCCAAGAAAAAGAAGGUCCUUCCCUACGAACACAUUUACUUGGAGAACCUUCCCAAUGCCGAGAGCUAUGAGAGAAGCUACAUGCACCGCGAUGUAAUAACACAUUUGGUUUGCACCAAGACGGACUUCGUGGUGACCGCCAGUCUGGAUGGCCACAUAAAGUUCUGGAAGAAGGGCGAGCUGGGCAUAGAGUUUGUCAAGCAUUUUCGAAGCCAUCUAGUGCCUAUCAAAUCGCUGACCGCUAAUGACAGUGGAACUCUGCUUUGCUCGGCGGCGACAGACCAGACGGCUAAGGUUUUCGACGUGGUCAACUUUGAUAUGAUCAACAUCAUUCGUCUGGGCUAUACGCCACAGUGCAGUGAGUGGAUAAAUGGUCCAGGCGAUGCCGUGCAAGGACUGGCAAUUUCUGAUUCAGAAAGUAGCCGCGUACUCAUAUACGAUGGACAGGGAGGAGGCGAUGUCCUACAUACUUUGGAGAAAAUUCACUCGGCGCCUGUGGUGGCCAUGUGCUUUAAUGUGGCAAUGGAAACAGUGAUAUCUGUGGAUCGCAACGGCAUUCUGGAAUAUUGGCAAAACUCCAAACACGAUUACAGCUUUCCGCAGAGACUGGUCAACUUUGACUCCAAACUGGACACAAGCCUUUUUGAGUUCGCCAAGCAAAAGACCCAAGUCACUGGCUUGGCUACCACGCCUGAUGGCAAGCGCUUUGCCGCCAUUUCCACAGAUAGAAAAGUUCGCGUGUUUCAGUUCAAUACGGGCAAGUUAAUCCGUGUAUUUGAUGAAGCCCUUGCCACUUACACCCAAAUGCAGCAGACCCAGCACGCCCUACCCAACAUGGAAUUUGGCAGAAGAAUGGCUGCAGAGCGAGAUUUGGAGAAAACUGCUCAAAAUACAACGCUCAACAUUCUAUUCGAUAGCACUGGAAACUUUUUACUAUAUCCUACGAUGCUGGGCAUUAAGGUGAUCAAUGUCGUAACAAAUCGCUGCGUUACUAUUCUAGGCAAAACGGAUAACAUAAGGCCCUUGCAGGUAGCCCUUUUUCAAGGAAGGAUCAAACGUCAAAAAGCUGCCAUAACAAUGGAGCAGGAGGCUAGUGAAAAUCCUGCUCUACAGAAUAUUUUGAAUGAUCCUACAGCCUUUUGCACUGCCUACAAAAAAAAUCGCUUCUACCUGUUCAGCAGAAGACUUCCCUCGGAUCUGCAAGAUGUCGAUCGUGACAUAUUCAACGAGAAGCCCUCGAAGGAGGACAUUAUCGCGGUGCCAGAGGCCACAGUUGUACAACGUAUUUACGAGAACGUGGUGCUCCACACCACAAAAGGUGAUGUCCAUAUGAAGUUGUUCUUCAAGGAGGUUCCGAAAACCGUUGAGAACUUUUGUGUUCAUGCGAAAAACGGGUACUAUAACGGCCACAUAUUCCAUCGCGUGAUCAAGGGCUUCAUGGUGCAGACUGGCGAUCCCACAGGAACGGGUACGGGCGGCAAGUCAAUUUGGGGAAACGAUUUUAAAGACGAAUUCGUACCGAGUUUAAAGCACGAUCGUCCCUAUACGGUUAGCAUGGCUAAUGCUGGACCAAAUACAAAUGGCAGUCAGUUUUUCAUAACAGUCUUGCCCACGCCUUGGCUCGACAACAAGCAUACGGUUUUCGGUCGAGUUUAUCGCGGCAUGGAAGUGGUUCUCAACAUUUGCAAUUCAAAGGCGAAUCCAAAGACAGACAAGCCUUACGAUGACAUUAAAAUAAUUUCAAUACACUUAAGUAAUUAAGUAGAUAUUUUAAAUACAAGUAAAUGAACUUAA
This is a messenger RNA of Drosophila eugracilis, 1944 nucleotides long. Its product is annotated as peptidylprolyl isomerase domain and WD repeat-containing protein 1. The record is from RefSeq and is a predicted model, not a curated record. Gene Ontology annotation, molecular function: peptidyl-prolyl cis-trans isomerase activity; protein binding. The transcript has 10 exons. The coding region runs from base 1 to 1911 and encodes 636 amino acids. Lineage: Eukaryota; Metazoa; Arthropoda; Insecta; Diptera; Drosophilidae. Gene Ontology annotation, biological process: protein peptidyl-prolyl isomerization.